Molecule: messenger RNA, 708 nt
Organism: Lachancea dasiensis
Lineage: Eukaryota; Fungi; Ascomycota; Saccharomycetes; Saccharomycetales; Saccharomycetaceae
Source: the annotation of a GenBank genome assembly
AUGUCCUAUUCUCAGCUUGCCUCAUACCUGGAAGGUGAAAUUGAUAGUAUGCCCGGUAUUUCGGUACCUGAAUCUAAUGAUAUUCCUUCAGACUUAGCCGUGCUGAUCCAGAGCCAGCUCGCACAAGAGUUGGCAACCCUCAGGCAGGAAAACUUUAAACCGGUCAAACAGGACGAGUUGUUACUGAAAAUUCAGGAGAACGAGCGUGCUUUACUGCGGCAGGAUCUGCACAAACUCAUGGCCACUGUAGGCGAUCUUCCCAGGGAAGCCAUUGGGACCGAUCUCAUCGAGCUUCAAGAGCCUCGCGACGGAAAAUUCAUGUCAAUAGAGCAGCUGAUUAUUGACAUUGGCAAUCUUCCUCAAAUAUCACUUGCCAAUAAUGAGGAUGCGGAGAGUGAGUCUCUUCUCAACGAAUACAACUCACUUCGAGAGGGCCUGAAGGAUAAGGUAAGCUCAAUUCGCGACGCUGAGAAGCUUAUACCACAACUACUGCGGCCGCUGAACCAGUUGAAGGAUUUGAAAACUGCGGUAGAACACGAAAGCGGCGAUGCAGAGCUGUACUUCUCAUCGUACCAGGAAAACGUUAUUGCGCAGGCGCAAGAGACGGCGAGGCUGCUCGAAACCGUACUGAAAAAAAAUGGCGAACUGCCCACAACGGCCAUCGAUGAGCUAAAGGAAAUUAUCUCGCUUCUAGAGAUGAUGCGCUAA